AUGUCGGUGGAUCCAUCCGAGUUGAAACCGUUCAAAUCUACCCAACCCGGGCAUUCAUCGUUGCGACAGAUCUCCGAGGACGCCUUUUAUGUGGUGAACGAGGUGGUGAUCAAGCGUUUGGGACACAUUCCCAUUCAUAAGGGCGAUUUCCAUCUUCUCCCGCCGAAAGUGCAACGUUUCGUCGCCGAGAAAGCCGAAUUGAUGCGCCCACGAGGCAUCUACAUCUGUGAUGGGACUCAACACGAGGCUGACGAGAUCAUCGAUAAGCUGGUGGAAAGGGGAAUGCUGUCCCCUUUGAAAGCCUACGAGAAUAACUACAUCUGCCGAACUGAUCCAAAGGAUGUGGCCCGUGUCGAGUCGAAGACGUGGAUGGUCACCCGGGACAAGUACGAUACGGUUUGCCACACGCCGGAUGGUGUCGAUCCGAUUAUGGGUCACUGGAUGUCACCCGAAGAUAUGAGUGACGAGUUGGACUCGCGUUUCCCCGGAUGCAUGGCUGGUCGCAUCAUGUACGUUGUCCCAUUCUCGAUGGGUCCUCUCGGUGGGCCACUCUCAAAAAUCGGUGUUCAGCUGACCGACUCGAACUACGUGGUGAUCUCGAUGCGUAUCAUGACGCGUGUCACGUCGGAAGUGUUCGACAUUAUGGGCGAUCAGGAUUUCACCCGCUGUAUCCACUCUGUCGGAUUGCCGAGACCCGUCAAACAAAAGGUGAUCAACCAUUGGCCAUGCAACCCGGAUCGCGUUUUCAUCGCUCAUCGCCCACCCGAGAGGGAGAUUUGGUCGUUCGGCUCGGGUUACGGCGGGAAUUCGCUACUUGGCAAGAAAUGCUUCGCCCUUCGAAUCGCCUCAAACAUCGCAAAAGACGAGGGAUGGUUGGCCGAGCACAUGUUGAUUAUGGGAGUGAGCCGGCCGUGUGGACGAGAGCAUUUCAUCGCGGCCGCUUUCCCGUCGGCUUGCGGAAAGACGAAUUUGGCCAUGUUGCAACCGACACUACCCGGGUGGAAAGUGAGAUGCGUUGGUGACGAUAUUGCGUGGAUGAAGUUUGGAGCCGAUGGCCGACUGUACGCGAUCAAUCCCGAGCACGGGUUCUUCGGCGUGGCGCCAGGCACCUCCGAUCGCACAAAUCCGAUGGCUGUGGCCACUUUCCAAAAGGAUUCCAUCUUCACCAAUGUGGCCGAGACAUCAGAUGGACAUUACUAUUGGGAGGGUUUAGAGGAUGAGAUCAAGGACAAGAACGUCGAAGUGACGGAUUGGCUCGGCAACCCGUGGAAGCUCGGCGAUGCGGCUCCGGCGGCUCAUCCAAACUCGAGAUUCGCCGCUCCUGCGCGACAAUGCCCGAUCAUUCAUCCGGAUUGGGAGAGUCCACAAGGAGUCCCAAUCGAGGCGAUCAUCUUCGGAGGUCGUCGCCCGGAUGGUGUGCCGCUCGUUUUCGAGACCUACGGAUGGAACCACGGAAUCUACACCGGCGCUUGCCUCAAAUCCGAAGCCACCGCUGCUGCCGAGUACAAAGGCAAAACCGUGAUGCACGACCCGAUGGCGAUGCGCCCGUUUAUGGGGUACAAUUUCGGGAAAUACCUCGAUCACUGGAUGAAGCUGAACACUGCCGAGAGAAAGCUGCCCCGUAUCUACCACGUGAACUGGUUCCGCAAAUCACGCGACACCGGGAAAUUCUUGUGGCCCGGCUUCGGGGAUAACAUUCGCGUGAUCGAUUGGAUAAUUCGACGAUUGGAUGGAGAUGUGGGAAUCGGACAAGAGACUCCCGUCGGAAUCGUGCCAACAAAGGGUUCGUUGGAUUUGGAGGGAUUGGGUCCGGUGGAUUGGGACGAGUUGAUGUCCGUGCCGGCCGAUUAUUGGAAAGAGGACGCCGUUGAAGUGCGCAAGUUCAUCGAGAGUCAAGUCGGUCCCGACCUUCCGGCUCCAAUUCGCAAAGAGAUGGACGAUCAAGAAGCCCGCAUCAACGCUAUG
Molecule: messenger RNA, 1965 nt
Organism: Mesorhabditis belari
Lineage: Eukaryota; Metazoa; Nematoda; Chromadorea; Rhabditida; Rhabditidae
Source: the annotation of a GenBank genome assembly